CUGCAUUUGUUACAUAUUGUUUGCUCCGGGGCCUGGGCUAACCCUGCACGCGAAAGGUCUCAAACUCGACUGCCCAGUUCCAGGACCACUCCCCCUCCAGCAACUUCAGGCCUGGCUGCUAACAGUGACCAUAGGAAGUCACCGUCCCUCAUUGCUCCCCUUUCACCCUGCUCAUGACUCCUCAGCUCUGUCUCUUAAGGGCAUGAUCUGUGUGACAGCUGACCAAUACAGGAGGAGCUGGCAGCGAGCCGCGGGCCACCCGAGCCUCCGCCAGAUUUCCUGACCAAACGCGGGAGGAGAGAUGCCCUGGAUUGUCCUGCUGCUUGCAGCUGGCUCCUUGGCUAUCCCGGCGCCAUCCAUCAUGCUGGUGCCCCCACACCCCAGCAGUCAAGAGGACCCCAUCCACAUCUUGUGCAUGGCCCCCAGGGGUUUCCCAGGGGCAAAUUUCACGCUGUACCAAGGUGGGGAGGUGGUGGAGCUCCUGAAAGCCCCCAAGGACCAGCUCAGGGUCAUCUUCAACCUGAGCGGUGGCAGCAGGGAAGCUCGAGGGGGACCGUUCUGCUGCCAGUAUAGUGUGCUUGGCGAGAACAGGCAACCCCAGCUGUCGAACCUCAGCGAGCCUGUGCAUGUCUCCUUCCCAGUGCCCACCUGGAUCCUGGCACUGUCCUUGAGCCUGGCUGGAGCUGCUCUCCUCCUCGCUGGACUGGUGACCAUUGCCCUGAUCAUCAGGAAAGAGAGCGAGAAUCCUGCUGGGUUAACAUCGCCACCACAGACAUGUCCUUCGACAACUCCCUGUUUACCAUCAUGACAAAGAAAAUGACUUCAGAAGAAGAUGCAGCCAACCUGGAUGCUCCCUCAGGCUCCACUGAGACACCUGGACCCCGGAAGAGGCCCACCUCCACAUCAUCCUCACCUGAGCCCCCUGAAUUCAGCACAUUCCGGGCCUGUUAGGGGAGCCCUUCUCUCUGUCUGCGUGCCCUCUGUUCAGCCCUCCCCCUGGAGCUGGCCAGGCUGUGUAGGGCCUCCAGCUACUUUGGGGACUUCUGGCUGCUGCUUUCUCAGGGAAAUGAACAGAAGAGACAAAGGAGAUUCCUGCCCUUGGGACCUUCCUCGCAGAGCAGCAGAGUGGGAGAGAGGGUGAAAGCAUCGACCUGGAGGCUGGACGGAAAGCAGGAAGCAUCUCAGGAUUUCCAGCUUCUCAACCCACCAGGGGAGGAGAUACUAGGAUCCCUUUUGGCCUUUAGCUGGGCUGUUAUGAAUCUGAGCCUCGCACACCCCUCUGGUUUCCUCCUUCCCAUCGCACCUGACUUGGCCAACCUGACUGGGUUUUGGGAGCAUAGGGUACCCUGGGUGGGGUAUAUUCUGUGUGCCCUGCUGGCAUGCCUAAGUUAUUAAUUAUAAUGUUUUGAGCUGUUCCCAAGGUCUCUAUGGAGUGUAGUCCUUCAAGCCCAGGACCUCUGCUGUCUAAUCACUGAUUGCUGGGGGAUGGGGAGAAGUACCCCUUAAGUGCAUGCAGUCGGGGUGGUGUCUGGGGAGGACCAUGGGGGUGUCGGGAGAGGCGGUCUACAUGAAGCAAGGGGCCUCAAGCUCCUUUGGAAACCCUGAAAGAGAAUGGGGCUCUGGAGUAGUGGAUUCACUGGCCAGUCAUCACUGGGGGAAGGAAGAGUGAAUGAGGGGGCCAGGGGAUAAUGGGGCGUCCAACAAUUUUUUGUGGGUAGAAGACAGCGAAGGACCAAGAAUGGAGGAAGAGGGCACUGGGGGAAGGGGAAAAGAGAAGGAGCCGUUGAGUUCCGGAGAGGGUUUAAAGAUGGGGUUCAGAGGCCAAGUCCUGGCUCGAACUGCUCUUCAUGCGGGCCUGCUGGGGGUGGGGCCACAGGCUGGGGCGUGGUCCUACGUUCUGUCCCCACUCCAGCCCUUCUCAAGAAACCAGAGCCUCACAAAGCAAGGCCCGGUGUCGGGGGAGCUGGACCGGUAUA
This is a messenger RNA of Odocoileus virginianus texanus, 1976 nucleotides long. The record is from RefSeq and is a predicted model, not a curated record. Lineage: Eukaryota; Metazoa; Chordata; Mammalia; Artiodactyla; Cervidae.